GUCAUUGGGUGGUUCGGCGUUGUUUUGCGGUUGGGGCAUUCUGGUAAUUUUGCUGCGAAAUGCGGGGUGGAAUCUUUUCAGGGGUUAGGACUGUUUGGAUUUAUUAUUGAGGGAGGUGAAGGUGUGUCAGUGGAUAUUAAAAAAAAGAAUUUUCUUCGGUGGCGUUAUUCAGGUCGUGACAAUGUUGGUAGCAGAAGUGAAGCGACGAUGGCGGCGGAUAUCGUCUUCGGUUUCUCGGCGUUGGCGUUGUUCCAUUGAGAGAAGCGAACCUCGGUGGGAUGGGUUAGGGUUUGGUGGUGCAAAGAUUGGGAAUAGGAUUGGAAAUAAUUUUUUAGCGCCGUUAAGUGAAUGAGUUGGGGUUUAGGAAGAAAGAACUGGGAAGAGAUGAAACGAUGUCGGUUUUUGUUGGGAAUUAUUUUUAUUGUAGUGGUCUGUUUGUAAUUUUAGGCAAAUAAUAAGGACAGGUUGUGUUCAUGAAAAGGACAAGAGGAUUAGAUACGGAGAGACAGUCACCGACAGACAGCUGAGAGUGGCUGGGCUACUUACUGAAAAGCUAAUCGAGGUCGUUCUUUCAUGGAGGGAGCUCUAACAGGUAACACUACUUCAGUUUUCAUGGCUUUGAUGUUGAUUUAGUAAGGUUUAAGUUCCUAAGGUUUUUUGUGUUUUCUGGCGUGUGGUGCUUACCUCUUGUCUCCUUUGGUAACUGAGAGAAGCAGCUUUCGGUGGACUAUCCUUCGAUUAGUUUCUAAUAUAAGAAAAGACUUCAACUUUUGGCUAUUGAUUUGGAUAUACUUUCCUAGACUCUUCAUUUGAUUAGUCAAGGCUUAGCUUCAAAUACUUGCAAGGGAGGGAGUGAUUUUUUUUUAUGGCCUGUCAGAUUGCUGAGCUUGAUUUAAAUAGUUGGUGAUAGCACACUUGUGUGAUAUGGAAACCUCUGCCCUUUUUCAGAGGUUAUGUCUUGUAGAGAUUAGGAGAUUGCUGAUGGUUAUUGGUGUGGCCAUUAUUGUCAUCAUUCUUUUUCAAUGUUUUGCACUUCCCUAUGGGAAAGGUUGGUCUGUAUCAUCUGCUGAUGAGGAUUCUGUAGUUAUGCUGAUCAGCAAUCCCAUCUUAUCAAACAGUUCAAAGUCAAGCAUACGUGUAUUUCAUAUCAUGACAAAUGGUUCUGAUUCAUCUGAUUUGGGUGAAGAAGCUCGGGAUGAGGAUGAAAUAGAAAACACAGAUGCAGACUAUGAGUUGUCAUCUAAUAAGAUUGAACAAAAUGAUGUCUUGCUCAAGUUGGGGGAAAUGCUCGGUAAAAGUACAGACAAUACUUCUUCACAGGAAAAAUCUAUAGAAACUGGAAGCAAACACCUGAAGCAGGUUGGCGAAACUGAAAUCUUGGAAGCAACCACGAGCUCAACAUUUGGAGGAAUUCAAAGUAAUGUUGGCACUGUGCCAAGUGUAUUAUUGGGUAUUUCUAAAAAGAAUGGGGAAAAUAGGGAUAGAGAUUCAAUAACCUCUGACUCAUUCUUCCCUACCAAGGUAAUUUCUUUGGACCAUAUGGAGACGCAAACCAAGAAUGCUGAAUUAUUGCAGACCAUUUCUGUCACUUUGAACAAUAAUUCUACGAGGGAUAGUAUAUCCACAUUGAAGAGGUGGGAGCAGUCCACGUCAAUAUCCCAAAUGAAUUCACUAUUGCUUCAGAGUCUUGUUUAUUCCCAUUCUAUGCCACGACGGUUGUCUGUUCGUGAUCGUGAACUUCUGUCAGCAAAAUUGGAGAUAGAGAAUGCUCCUCGUGUAGAUAACCCUCCUGGACUUUAUGCCUCUGCCUUUCGAAAUAUUUCCAUGUUCAAAAGGAGUUACGAGUUGAUGGAACGCAUGCUCAAAGUUUAUGUCUAUAAGGAAGGAGAAAAACCCAUAUUUCACCAGUCAAAGAUGAGGGGAAUAUAUGCCUCAGAAGGAUGGUUUAUGAAGCUGAUAGAGGGAAACAAAAAGUUUGUAGUGCGGGACCCAAGAAAAGCUCAUCUGUUUUACUUACCAUUUAGUCCGCAUAUGUUAAGGACGGCCCUGUUUGAUCACAAUUCUCUCAAUCAAAAGGAACUUGCAGAAUUUUUGAAGAACUAUGUGGAUUUAGUUGCUAAAAAGUAUAGUUUCUGGAAUAGAACUGGAGGAACAGAUCAUUUUCUUGUUGGCUGUCAUGACUGGGCCUCCCAAAUGACGAGGCAUCAUAUGAGGAAUUGCAUCAGGGUUCUUUGCAACUCCAAUGUUGCCAAAGGUUUCAAGAUAGGCAAGGAUACUACUCUGCCUGUUACAUACAUACGUUCUGUUGAGAACCCUCUAAAAGAACUUGGUGGAAAAUCUCCUUCAGAAAGGCCGAUUCUGGCCUUUUUUGCAGGAAACAUGCAUGGUUAUCUCCGACCAAUUCUGCUGGAGUACUGGGAAAAUAAGGAACCUGACAUGAAAAUCCUUGGUCCGAUGUCUCGUGAUAUUGCAGGCAAAAGAAGAUACCGGGAGUAUAUGAAGAGAAGCAAAUAUUGCAUAUGUGCCAGGGGUUAUGAAGUUCACACGCCACGAGUGGUUGAAUCAAUUUUCUACGAGUGUGUGCCAGUCAUCAUAUCAGACAAUUACGUGCCUCCUCUUUUUGAGGUAUUGAACUGGGAGGCGUUUUCUGUAUUUAUUCAAGAGAAAGAUAUCCCAAAUUUGAGAAACAUUCUGCUUUCGAUCCCACAAGAGAAGUACGUUGCAAUGCAGUUAGGAGUUAAGAAGGUGCAACAGCAUUUCCUUUGGCACAAAAAACCUGUGAAGUAUGAUUUAUUUCAUAUGAUUCUUCAUUCAGUUUGGCACAGCAGAGUUUUUCAGAUGGAAAGCAAAUGACGGUGUUAAUACUUUGCGUUUCUGGGUAAUGGAAAGCAGAGAAAAGUGGGAAAAAUCACAGGGUAAAACACCAUGAUGUAAUGUUUAAGAGAAGCAUGGGAUUACUUGAGACAGUUGGUACAGUAAUCAUAUUUGUAUGUUGUUUUAUGUACAUAAAUUGUGCAGAGCAACAGGUGUGUACUAUUGACUGUGGAAGCUGAAUAUUUCAUUCAAGGCUUUGCUUUGUUGGUGAUAA
This is a messenger RNA of Populus trichocarpa (black cottonwood), 3088 nucleotides long. RefSeq names its product probable glycosyltransferase At3g07620. Bases 925 to 2853 code for a protein of 642 amino acids. NCBI's taxonomy places the organism in Eukaryota, Viridiplantae, Streptophyta, Magnoliopsida, Malpighiales, Salicaceae. The record is from RefSeq and is a predicted model, not a curated record. Gene Ontology annotation, molecular function: glycosyltransferase activity. The transcript is spliced from 4 exons.